Acanthochromis polyacanthus (spiny chromis) is the source of this 2119-nucleotide messenger RNA. Its product is annotated as tyrosine kinase receptor Cad96Ca. The coding region runs from base 636 to 1901 and encodes 421 amino acids. Gene Ontology annotation, molecular function: transmembrane receptor protein tyrosine kinase activity; ATP binding. Gene Ontology annotation, cellular component: signaling receptor complex. The record is from RefSeq and is a predicted model, not a curated record. The transcript is spliced from 12 exons. Gene Ontology annotation, biological process: cell surface receptor protein tyrosine kinase signaling pathway; protein phosphorylation; multicellular organism development. Lineage: Eukaryota; Metazoa; Chordata; Actinopteri; Pomacentridae.
CUUAUUAUAUCACCUCCCCUGUGGUCAGAGGGCAGAGAGAGGAUCCAAUCAGUGCACUGGCAAAUCAAAAACAGAGUUCAAAAAUGUGUGGAACAAAUGACUUUAUGGUUUUUUUUCUUUACAAUUUUGCAUUAGAUUUAAAAAUAAAAAAAUCAACAUAUUUAGAAGUUACUUCAGGUCUUGAAUGUUGUAAUGAAUUACUCAGUAAGUGCCUGUUUAAUCUGUGAGCUUUGUGACCACAGUUCAGUGUGCAGUGGACUGACAUACAGCUGAACACAGUGACAGAGCUGUGCAUCAAACCUCCUGCUGCUUCUGUUCAUUUCCUCUGCUUGCGUUGUGGUUGACAUGCGAUGAGAACUCCUUCUGGUGACAACACAGGCAGGUCAGUGUUUUCUCAGCACAUGGUUCAGUUCUUUUAGGAUCUAUCAUUACUUUUAGUUGCUCUGAACACAGCAGAGUUGCAGCUGCUUUCCGAUCAGCAUCCCAGUCUGAAGAAUGGACAUUUUCAAAGAGACUCUCAGCAGAGCACACAGAAGCAGCACAGACUGAGGUGAUGCUCUUUAACCUGCCAGAGAUCCAAGUGUCCUCAGUGAGCAGAAGACAGACAGACACCUGUUGAUCCACACAGUAUAAAUAUGUGUUCAGACUUGAAGUUAGCCUACAUCCCCGUCGGAGUCCUGGCCUUCGUCGUGCUGGUGUUUGCCGUGCUGGGGCUCCUGUGUCUCAGAAAAGUGCGUUUGUUGAAGCGGACCAUUCGACAGCUGCAGGGGAACCAGUUCACUCCUUCGAUCCACCAGUUCACUCCUUCGAUCCUCCCUCCGAGGUCCAUCUCAGUGGUGGAGGAUGAGGGGGUGGUGGAGCCUCCUCCCCAAACUCCUCUGCAGCCCAGCAGCACCGUCAAGCCCUCCUCCAAGAGGCUGUGGAAAAACCCGCAGCAGGAUCCUCAUUUCAUCAAGUCGGACCUGAACCUGCUGCAGCUCAUCAAAGCGGGGAAGGAAGGAGUCUUCUACCAGGCCAGGAUGAACCGGGGGACCUGCAAAGGCCACAACAUGUUCACCUGCAAGAUCAGCAAGGAAGGAGUCCGACUCAAACAUGUGGACACAGAGGUUUCCAUCAUGAAGAAACUGGUGCACCACAAGAACAUCCUCCAGAUCCUGGACUGGAACACCACUGUGGAGCCUUACAUUCUCAUCAUGGAGUAUGUGAGCUACGGCACUCUGAGGACCUUCCUGCAGACCAACAGAAGCCACCUGAGUGCAGAUUCUGAGCUGCAGAGCCUCUUCACCAUCGCCUCCUACCACAUCGCUCUGGCCAUGCAACACCUGCGCUCCAAAAUGAUCAUGCACUGUGACUUGGCACUGAGGAACAUCAUGGUCAAUAAGUUUCCCUGGGAGGUCAAAGUAGCAGAGUUCGGCCUGGCCCGAGACUUAACCCGUAUGACGAGCCGUCGCAGCAGUCGCUGGAGAAACCCCAGGCAGCGUGUGCCGCUGCGCUGGUAUCCCCCUGAAUACUUCAAGAACAACUAUUACAGCUUCAAGGGAGACGUUUGGGCUUUUGGCAUCGUGCUGUGGGAGAUGCAGACAUUUGGUACCUUACCAUACCCAAACCUGGAGACCUCAGAGGAUGUGAUCUACCACAUCUGUCUGGGCCAGAAGAACACAAACCCUGAAGGCUGCAGACCGGAGAUACUCCAUAUCAUGAGAGACUGCUGGCAGGAGCCGUACACAAUGAGACCCUCCUUCACUGACAUUGUCUGCAUGCUGGAGAACGUCAUGGAAAACGAUGCAGAUUAUGUGGAUGUGGAGAGUCCUCAGAGUUUGGUGAAAGAGGACGCUGAAUAUCAUGAAGCUAAAUGUCUACGAGCAGCAAGCGUCACCCUGGAAAAUGCUGAUCCUGUUUAAAAUAUGUAUUUAUGGAGGCUGGAUACUGUAUAGUUUAAAUCUCUACACAUUACUAUUUAGCUCUUUGAGACUGAGGCUAUUUUCAGUGUAAAUUAACUACCUUUACUAUUAAGCUCUUACCUUGAUCACCAUGAGGAUUGUGCAUACAUUCUGUAUCUUGUUUUUUUUUUCUUCAUUUUUUAGGAACAGACACAGCUAUCAAUAUAUUCAUAAUCUGA